UUCUCUUGUUUCUAGAUGUAGGUUUUUCAGGGUCUCACUCACACCUGCUCAAAGUCACGGAUUGCCCAGGACGCAGAAGUGAUUAUAUUGCUUUCGAUAUGUAUAUUACGGCUCUCAGCACUGUUGCGCUGCUGUCUAGCACGACCAUUGCGCAGUCUCUUUCACCCCUCCACACCUCGUCGCGAUGGAUCCUCGACAGCAACAAUGCGCGCUUCAAAAUGCGUUGCAUAAACUGGGCCGGACACAUGGAAGCUUCGAUCCCUGAAGGCUUACAACACCAACCCGUCGAAUCCAUCACCAAACUAGUCGCAGACUCGGGCUUCAACUGCGUGCGCCUAACCUUUAGCAUCGAAAUGGCACUGAACCAAGGCCAGAAAGUCGCAGACGUGUUUGGUGGGUUGGCAGCAAGGACAGGCGCGGAUCCUGGUGCUGUGAGCGGGCUUUGGGAUACAAUUAAGGACAAGAAUGGGUGGUUGGAUGGUGCGACGGUGGGCGAGGCGUAUGGGAAGGUGAUUGAUAGUUUGGGGGCGCGUGGAGUGAGGGUUAUGUUGGAUAACCACGUCAGCAACCCAUCGUGGUGCUGCAACCUUGAAGACGGGAAUGGAUGGUGGGACGAAGGGUCAUCGAACCCGCUGAUCCAGCGUAACUCGCAGUACUUCAACAUUGCGGCGUGGGAGCAGGGACUGGCGGCUAUGGCGAGGUUUUCCGCUGACCACCCGGCUGUCGCUGGGAUUGGGAUCCGGAAUGAGAUCCGUGAGAUUCCUGUGCUCCAGAAUCGCGACUCAUGGUAUGAUAACGUGGCGAAGGGUGCUAGAGCUAUACACGAUGCCAACAAGGAUCUGCUUAUCGCCAUGGGUGGGACGCUGUCUUCCACUGACGCCAGUUUUCUGAGGACUCGUCCCUUUGACCGCUCUCCGUACGGCGACAAGGUGGUUUGGGAGUGGCAUCACUAUACUUUUACACCCAACUGGAUCGCGUCGGGCAAGAACUGUAACUUUUGGAAGUCGCUCUCGAUUGGCGCUGCUUCCGGAUUUCUCAUCCAGCAAGGGAGGGACUAUACGGGGCCACUCUGGCUCUCCGAGUUUGGCUUCGGGCAGCUGGGUGGAGGCGACGAUAUCAAGAACGUAUCGGAUAGGGAGAGCUACGAUUACAUUACAUGCCUGGUUGACUAUAUCAAGGGCAAUGAUGUCGAUUGGGCCAUCUGGGCGCUGCAAGGAAAUUACUAUGUCAGGGACAAGCAAGUCAAUCCCGAUGAAGCGUGGGGGAUACUAAAUGCGGACUGGAGUGCGUGGAGGAACCCAAAGGUCAAGGAGAUUUUGGCGGACGUUUUCAAACAGACGCAGGGUCCAUAG
Messenger RNA from Periconia digitata, 1352 nucleotides. NCBI's taxonomy places the organism in Eukaryota, Fungi, Ascomycota, Dothideomycetes, Pleosporales, Periconiaceae. The record is from the annotation of a GenBank genome assembly.